CCCACAAAAUCUUUUUUCCCCCUCUUAUUCUUCUGGAUUAUAUUUAUACAUACUUUUUGUUGGGAAUUUUUAACUUGUGUAUGUAGGUGUGUCUGAUGGUUUCGUGAUUCUGAUACAAAAUUGAUAAACUACGGAAGAUUUCUGAUACAGAGAAUGAAAGAAAUAUGUCUGGAGGGAAAUUAUAGAAGAAAUACAGACUGGUUCUGCUGUAAAGGAAAAUAUUAUUGAGGAAGCUAAUUGGUCAGAUUAUUUCUUUUUAAAAUCUACUACAGGAAUUUAAAUAUAUUUAAACAUUUUACUACUCCAAGGUCUACCUGCUAUAGUUGUUUACAUUCAACCUGUAUGGAUUUUUUGAGAUGCCUUGAUUAGCUGACCGCAUGAGGCCCAUGCAGGGUUCUGGCGUGCUCUGGGAACUGAAGAAUGAUACAAGUGUUCAUGUGUUUACUGGUUCUGGGACCUUCAUUAUACUCUGUUACUGAGGGUUGUGGACGAGUCCCAGCAACCCCUGCUCCGACCACUACCCCCUCCCCAACAGAGCCAACAAUAAAUGGUAGUCUACGAGGCAUUCAGUGUACCAAAGACGAGGCAAACAGGACAGGAUGUCGCAAUGGUGGAACAUGUUUUGUGCUUGUCAUACAGGGCGAACGAAUAGCCAGCUGUCACUGCACGGAAGAAUAUGAGGGUAAAAUUUGCCAGGAUUUGAAUAUUGCUGUUAUUAUACCAAGUCAAGAUCCAGAUCAGGUUGCCAAGGCAGGCAUAGCAGCCAGUAUAGCAGUACUCAUAGUCAUAGUGAUUGUCUUUGUGGCAGUGGCCAUCGUUUAUUAUAGACGAAGAAGACAAGAAAGGAUGGAUAAAAAGCCACAAAGUGGUGUUAACGGAAGCCUGCUGCCAGAAAACCAUAUUCAGCCGCCCAAUCCAAAUAUGCAUACGUAUGCCAGAAAUGGACAUAACAACUGUAACAGCUUGGAAGAAAAGAAACCAUUACAAAUACAAUACCAGAUUACGUCUGUAUAGCAUUUAGCCAAUCAGGGAGAUGCUGCAAUCUCAUUGGAUAGUGCCUAAACACUUUGUGAUAUAUGAUUGGCUUGUGUAUAUAUUAUAUAUAUAUAUAUAUAUAUAUGUUAAUCUCAUUCAAUAUCUCUAAUGGAAACGUUUAAAGAUGUGCUGAAUAUAUUGUGUUGGUGUUAUGAUGACAGCACAAGAUAUUUACGUAAUUUGUGACUAAAAAUGUGUUAAUGAUCAUCAGUCAAAGAUGUUUAUAUCCAGUAUGAACUGUUUACAGAAUGCAAGAACCAGUUGCCAUGGGAACAAGGGAGCACCUUACCAUAAAUAGUAUCAUAUAUUUGUAUAAUAACAGCAUCAGUUCAAUAUUUCAUAUUUAAAAAGAUAGUUUUGUACAGCAGCUUUUUAAUUUAUACAUUAUCAUAAUCUGUUAACAUUUCUUAUGUGCAAUGUGACAACAGACAUAUAGUAGCUGGUCUUAAUAUACAAACCUGAAAUUGUAGUGCUGCUUACCUGCUUGAAGUAUUUGACAUCUUUGACUUUUAUAAAUCUGAUAUUCAUUACCAUAUACAUUAAGGGAGUAGCAUUCUUUUACUUGUACUGUUAACAUAAUUAGAUGUACCUGCUGUCAGAUUUGGUUAAUCAGAUGUACUUCUAUGUGAAGAUUAUGUCUGAACAUACUGUGUGUUUUACAGUCAAGUUCAGUAAAAGUUGGUAAAUCUGACUGAAGUAAUGUUACCAAUUAAGUGACUUCAGGGUCAUUUUUGUAAAUCAUAGAGACAAUGUCAGACAGUUUUCACGGGUAUUGCUUAAAGAACAUUUGUUUCCAUUGAAAAUCAGACAUUUUAACCUUGAAAAAUGUUUUAUGUAACCAAGAAGGCAAGCCAAAAUAUUAUCAUCACAUUCUAUAAGGUUAAGUUAAACUUUUGGAAAACAUGAAUAAUACAUUAGCAGUAAGACUGUCCCAGCAUGCUCGCUGAUUCAUCAAUUAUUCCCGCUUGGUUAUUAUGACCAUAAAACACAGAGAGCAAAAUGUAUGCGCAGUUGACUGUACUAUAUCAUAAUUUAAUACACCCAAGUCGGAACUAUAUAUGGAAUAAUCUGUAAUAAAGUAGUGAACAGCUGGCAGUGUUGGCUGUAGUACAAGAUUUUAAACAGAGUUGAAUGCUCUUUCAAAUAUAUACUUGCAUAGUUUUAAUUUAAAACCAAUUGCAGUUUUCUUUGGCUAUAAUUAUCUAGGCCGUUUUUGCUUUUUCAUCUUCAGACUUUCUAGACAGAAUUUUGUAAUGUAAUGAGACAAUAGAUAUUGGGCCUUUUUUGUUUGAAGAUGGUGUAAAACUGUAUAUGAAUUACUGUGGCAAGCUUGAAUUAUUGGCUAAGCUAAUGUCUUCUUAAUUGAAUCCUGUGGAACAGCUGAGUGAAUGCUUGAGACUUUUAUAGAAUUUUGACAUAAAGACGGCAGUAAACAUGUCGGGUUCUGAGUUAUUUUGUAUGUUGCUUUGAUUGGAGUUAUGGUACUUAGCAGUUAGGUAAAACAGAACGUUUUUGACUGUUAUAGAAAACAAGAAUAAAAAAAUCAUGUCAGUGUGUGUAUAUGGUGCAGCCCUUCUAUUACAUUAUUACAUGACUAGCGCAUGCACUGCAUGUUCUGUACUUUCAUACAGUAGACCCGCUUUAUAACAGGUUGAAAAAUUUCCUGAUAAAAAGCAAGCAAGAAUCCAUUUCACAUGUCAAAUAUAGCUCAGUAAAGUGUCAAAUUAAUGUGAAUAAUUUUGAAAAAUUUCUUUAACCCUUACCAUGCUAAAUUUCUAUAAUGGACUGGUCCAUCUUCCAAUUUGGGCAGUACCAUUUUUCAUUUGAAGGGGUGUUUACUAAAAAUUUACUGACUGAAUAGCGAACAGUGCAGACCAUGAUCAGACUGCACGGAUGUGCAGGCUGAUCUUGGUCUGCACUGGUCGCAAAGGCAGAAUCACUUGCCGCCAGCAAGCUAAGAGUUAAUCAUCAUAAGAAGGCAUUGUCUCCUGGUAUUAGAUCAGAUCAUAGUUACUUAAGGUAGCCAAAUUUCCAAGGUUGAACAGAAAACUGUCAAAACUCCUUUAUUUAAUACCAUAAAUGACAGUUUUCUGUUCAGCCCUUAUGUUGUAGGCAGGUUGCUGUUGUAGAGAGCUGGCUGUUGUUCAAGAAGUUGAACAGAUUUUAUUAGUGAUUUUAUUGUUACUGUUUACCUUAAGUUUGAUAUUUUGUGUUAUAUGCUUACAGUAUUGUGUACAUAGAUUUUGCUUAAUGCAUUUAUAUAUAUUACUUUAACAGCCAUAUCUUAACCAUUUCAUGUUCAGAUUUUUGUGUGUUCCAUUUAUUGAUACAUUUUCCUAACUUAUUUCAUAAGUAUUUUAUAAUGCCAUAUCAUUAGUAACAGUUGAAGUGUCCAAGCACAUGCAGAAUUGACCAUCUAGAUGGAAUUUCAUACCAAAUUUUCAUUUUUCUGUUUCAUCAAAGUAUACUUUAUCAAAUUAGGAUUUGAUUUACAUUUGACUUUUUAGUACAGUUUUAAAUAUUUUUUUCAUUAACUUUGCUUAAGGUAGUUCUGCACGUUUGGUUCUAAAUUUUUUCUACAGUGUAGAAUUUGAUUAAACUCUGAUUUUUCAAAACUUCAGAAUAUACCUAGAAAAUCCAGCAAAUAAAAAAGAUAGGGUCGUGGCUUGAUUUUUUGCUAGACUGAUUUGAAAAAAUUAGACCCCAUGCAAUUUUUCAUAAUGGCAGUCUAUGGGAAAAAUAUAACUUUCAUAACAUUUUCGCAAAUAGAAAUUUUUUCUACAAUGUAGAAUUUAAAGAAACUUCCCACAGUUGUAAAUAAGCAUAAUAUUAUGACCUAAAAUGUAUAUGUCCGUGUGCUUAAUUUUGAGAUAUUUGACUAUGAUUGAAGUAAACCGCACUUUUCACGCUAAUUUUAUGACACUAUUUUGACGUUUUAAUGUUUUAGAUGUUUUAAUAUCAUAUUUUAACUUUAGAAAGAGUGCCAUUGUAAUAAAUUAAGUCAUAAGUUGCUAUUUAUUCAUAAAAUGAUUUUCAUUUCCAUACGCCGAAUCCAGGCUUUAUUCCACAUUUUCCGGAUAAAUGACGUUACACGAUCACUUCCGGUUAAUCAAACGUGCAGAACUACCUUAAAAGAGUGAAUCUGUUGUCAUCCUGUGUAAACUUUUGUUCCAUGUUAAAUAAUCUAAUUUUGAUACACUUUAUUUGAGACGUAAAUCUAUAGACUUACAAUUUUAAGAUAAAAGAGGAAAUUUUCUCCAGUUUUGAGCAGCUGAUAUCAUCGGUUUAAAAUAAUCAGAUAUAAUGCAAAGGUUAGACUUCUUGCAGCAUUUUCCCCAUUAUUUGUUCAGAAACUCUGGGAAAUCUUCUAUUAUCUUCUAUGUAGCAGAGUUAUUUUCCAAAUUUCAGUUAUUUGCUAAAAUAUAGUUUCUGUCUACAGCGUAAUGUCAAUUCUGUUAGAUUAAGCAUUGUAAAAAAUCAUCCAGUUGUUACGUAUUUAUGAACUGUUAUGACAUAUCAACUAUAUCUACCCAUUGUUCUAUAUAUAGCAUAAUUUAUGAGCAGUUUUCAUGAGUGAAUUAAAUAUUUAUUGUAUGGUUGAUGAACUUGGUGUGAUAGUGUGUCAGAUGUUCAUAGAAGCAUGUAGAUCUGCUGGAGAUAGAUCUCCAUACCAGGCCUCACAAUCUACCAGUCUCCCAUCUUGUAUUAAUUACUCAUAAAGAUAUACAUAAAAAAUGAGGACAAACUAAUGCCUUGAAAUUCUAUCAGGCAAGAAUUGAACGACUGAUGGAAAACCAGAAUGUUCUGAUUUUACAUCAUUUUUUAAUUGACAGACUGUGUUGGUUAAAUUUCUGAGAAAAUUUUUUGAAUUUGCUGAUUCUAAUCAAAUAAUCUGAGCAAUUUAACUAACUGAAUUGAGAAUGUUUUUCUAUUAAGAUGACAUUCAUUUGUAUAAAAUUAUAUAAGAAUGUUUUUUACCUUGCAUAGUGAAUUACUACUCUAGACUUCAGAAUCCAUAAAAAUAUAUACAAUGUUAUAUCGGGAAUUAUUUGUUAAAAAAUUGAACAAAUUAAUACAUGUAAUACAUUGACAUGUUUAACAAUGAUAAAACUGAUGUAUCAAGAGGUCUGGUUUUCAUUUAACUUGAUUGUUUUCUUCACUUAAUGUGUUCUUGUGAAAACAAAUCACAAAAUGAAGAAAAAAGAACAUUAAAUUUACUUUCACAUCAUUUUACAUAAAUUUGAAUAAUAAAAGUCUGCAGGCCAGACUAAUAACGAAGCUAAUGAGAUAUUGUUCGUUCCUGUUCUUUGUUCUAGUUAUAUUCUAGUUUUCUCCUAGUUUGUUCUGUCUUUUCAGUAUAACAGUUAGAAAUAAUUUCCAUUUAGUACCAACAGCUUUAAUUGAUUUUUGAAGGUUUACAAUUAAUUGCUGUAAGCUUAAUUGAGUUUAUGGGAUUUUCCAAUCAAUGAGUAAUUUUAUUGAUCAGCUAAUGGUAGCCACCCAUCUUCAGGUAGAAUCUACCAACUUGUUGUACAGAUUAUUACCCGUUAUUGCUUUAAUUACGAUAUUUUCCUGCUAGUUUGAGCUUCUCAUCAUGCGUAGUCGGAGUGAAAAUUGAUAAUAUCCUUGCAUACCCGCAGUGUCACAGGAAAAAUAUGGUUUAUUUAGACAGAAAUUAAGUGAAAACUGGUGUUAUAAAAGUUAUUUCUCUGCAUGAAGACAUUGCAACAGCUCUGUAAAGCAUUUCUUGGUUAAGUUAACUGGCAGCUAUGGCAUAACUAAUAUACUGUUGAAAUAUGGCACUAAACACAGAACAGUUUGGAUUCUGUUCUAUAUAAGGGAAAUUCAAAUAUACUUAUUUGUGAAAAUAUUCCAGAAUCACCUUUCUUUGAAUAGUGGACAUUUUUUAUCUUAAACCAGAAGCCUGUGAAGAAGUUGCUUCAAUUAGUAUGAAUCGCUUUAAAAUGAGUUAGCAUAAUUGACAAAGUAUUUACAGAAUAUUGUGCCAUAGGGUUUUGUUACUGAAAGGCCAGCAUGACAUGUAUUACUUAUCCUAUUGAAUACUGUUAUAUUUGAAGUUUUCAUGUUUCCUACAUUAAACAGUCUUUCAUUCCUUGGUAAUUGUCAUGUUCCAGCAGUGAAACAUUUCCAAGUAAAAAUUGUGAUUUUCCAAUAGGGUAUUUUGAAUCGUGAACAGUAAAAUUAAAGCGUUGUAAAGGAGUGAUGUGUCUUUAACUUUCUGUAUUACGUCUGAAACAAUUCUCUAGGGUUUGUGAAAUCAUUAACUUUGCUUUAACUUCCUGCUUAACAGAUUUGCUAGAACACAUUUCCAUUAUGUAGUAUUUUAAUGUAACAAUUCCAUUUAAGUAAUUUAACUUAAUUGAUAGGCAAUAGUCCCUGCAGCUAUAAACUGUAAAUGGUUCUGGAUACCAGUAUUUUUCAGUAAUUACUGCCAGUGUAGAUAUUCAGUCUCACCGCCUUAAAUUCAAACCAAAAUAGGGUGCAAAAUAAAAAUACUCUUCCAUUUUUUAUGAGGUUAUCAAGGGAGUUAACUCAUGGUAUGUGAAAAGCCUCAACUGUCAAUAUAAGCAUUAAUAUAAAGGGCAGCAGUGAGUUAGGCCAGUAUGAAUAAUGAUCAGAAUCAUAUUAAGUGUAAUGAAAGUUCUGGCCCGGAGAAGAGGUAAAAUGACAAACUGACGUGGACAUUACUCAGUUCUCAAGUUUUGCCAUCUUCAGCAGUAUUUUCUGAAGUAUGAAAUAUUUUGCUCUAUUCCUUUUGAGACAAAAUGUAUCUCAAAAGCAAUUUUAGAAUUGAUACGGAAUAACAGGGUAUAUCUGCAAGCAAUAUUUGAAAACAAUAUUCCUGUUGAUGACAGAAGUUGUCAGUCUUGAUGACUCCCGCAAUUUAUACAGAUAUGUGAGAAAAGGAAGAGACAAUAAAAUGAAACAAAAUUCUGAGAUCAUUAGGCAGUUUGAUCACACUAGCAGACACUGUCAAAAAAGUCAAGGAUUGGCUACCAGUCAAGUAGCAUGGUAAAGGGCAUUUUAUAAAAAGAGAUUACUAAUAGAGCGUUGUGCUUUCACAAAAUCAUGUACGAAAGAAAAUAAAACAAGUUUCAUAUAUCCUAAAUAUAACAGUUUCAUGUCAUAAAUGUAGCAAUAUUUUUUUUUACAGCCAAGAUGAAGAUUCAGUUUUAUAUGUCAUAAAUAUAGCAAUAUUUUUUUUUCAAUAUAGACACAAGCUUUUUUCAUACGACAGCCAAGAUGAAGAUUUGAGGAACAGUUGUAAUCCUGGAAUUACUGUAUUGCUGUUAUGAAAUGGCAUUGACUUUUUUAUAAGCCCAAAGGGACGUAUUAUGUUAUGGUCCCGGUGUCUGUCCGUCCGUUAGCAAUUUCGUGUCCGCUCUGUAACUCUUGAACCCCUUGAAGGAUUUCAAAGAAACUUGACACAAAUGUUCACCACACCGAGACGACAUGCAGAGCGCAUGUUUUGGAUGUCUCAUUUCAAGAUAAGGUCACACUUAGGGGUCAAAGGUCAUAUGAGUGUGUUUCGUGUCCGCUCUGUAACUCUUGAACUGCUUGAAGGAUUUCAAAGAAACUUGGCACAAAUGUUCACCACACUGAGACGACGUGCAGAGCGCUUGUUACGGAUGACUAGCUUCAAGGUCACACUUAGGGGUCAAAGGUCAUAUAUGACUUUGCUUUGUGUGUAUUGCUAUGCAUUGCAGUGCUCUUGUUUUUAUUUGGCAGAUCCCUUUUUGUUCUCUUACAAUUAUUUUUUUUUUUAAUUACUUCCUGUGUUGUUACUAUAAAUAGCUUAUUUUGAAACUUUUUUAUUAUUGGUAGUAGGGAAAAACUGAGACCACUUUUCUGUGGUACAUCAUGGAUGGUACAUCCAAUUUUUAGAUGCAUUUUGACAUAAAUUUACCUGGUAAGAAUUUUUUUGUGGACUUAAAAUUUUUUUGGGGGGAAAUUUCUUCUUUUUGUUGUUCCAGUCCUUUGGGCUUCAACAGUCAAGUUCUUUAAAUUUUGCUCCCAUCCUCUGAUGUAACCCUUCGGGCGUAUAUUGCCCCGCUUGGCGGGGCUCUUGUUUCACGUAUGUAUAUAUAACUUCACCAUGUAUGUUCUUGUUUUUAUUGUGUUAGUGUAACAAUGAUUUACCUCAGUUGUUCGGUAAUUGUGAGCAUUAUCUGUUAUGUUUUAUAGACAUUUACUUAUUGUGUAGGGCCAUAGAUUUGUUAUAUAAAUUCAUUGUGAUACUUCCUGGCAACUUGCAGUGUUUCACAUAUUUAUUUCUGUAUAUUUUUAUUUGUCAGUAUGAAUUUUUAAUCUUUAGCCAAGACAAAUAUGUAUGGUUGCUAACUCUUCUGCUAACAAAUGCUGGAAAAAUUAAGACAUAACUUUUCCUCAUGUAUUAUAUCAUUUAAAACAGUGACUAAACCGUUUGUCAUUCAAAUUUAUUUUAAAAUGCCAAAAUAUAGAGAAAAACACAAAAAAAGUGUUUUUGAUAAAUCAUCUUUCACAUAUUUUGUGUCAUUUCAAACAUUUUGUGAUUAAACAGUUUCACCACAAAUUAAUAUCAAUUUUUACUUUACUUUUUUGUGCUAACAGAUAUGGUUAAGAAUUCUGACAUUAAAAUGUACCCAAGAUUAUAAAUUGCAGAAAAAACUUUUGCAACUGCAGUUAUUUUUUUGUCCUAGAAUUAUUUCUAGCCAUAAUUUUGUGAGACCUUGUUCUUUUAGCCCCUGCCAUGAAUGUGGAAGAGGGAUAUAGAAAUGUAAUCCAUCCAUCUAUCUGUCUCUCAUUUGUCCAGACAUUAAUGUUUAAACCACAGAAGAGAAAGAACCGUAACUAUCUUGAAUAAUGCUUUAAAAAUCGCCUCCCCUUAAAGGACAAUGACAUUAAUAGGUGGCAGUGAAGCCGAGUGCAGAGCAAGAGAACUGUGACUGUAUCUUUACUGAUGUUCUAAUUAUCUCUUUUUCUUACUUUAUCUUUUUAUCUGAAUGAUAAUGUUAAAAUCACUGGAGGGAAACUUGAUGUAAUGAUGGAUAUGAAAUGAGAGGGAGUGCAAGAACCACAACUCUGUCAUGAAUAAUUUUUGAGUUAUCUCCCUUUUUUCCUGAUUUUCUUUCAUUUGCAUGAUACCUGUAUAACCAAUGGAGACACUGUAACGAAACCUGAAAUAAUGAUAGAUGGCAAUUGGUUAAAAACCAAUUUCUAUCCUGAAUAGUGUUUUAAUUAUUUCCCCUUUUGUACUUACUUUUUUGUCUGGACUGUAUUGUUUAAAGCUGUGGAAGGGAAUGAAAAGAGAGUGAAUAUAAUGAUAGGUGGCAAUAAGAAGAACUACAGAGGGCAUUACACAAGAACCAAAAAUCUGUCUAAAAUAAUAUUUACUGGGACUGUUAGAUAGAGCUAUUGCACUUAUUUGUUGGUGUCUACAUUGGCAUCCCUGCACCAAUUUAGUUGUUUUGUGUAUGUACCAGUAAGCUAAUGUCUCAGUAACCACAGUGAGAAUUGUUUGAAACUUUGCAAUCUUAUUCACUGUGGUGAUUUGGCAUGUGUCUUUGGCAGGUUCAGUAACUAACUUGCAUUUUUACAAAAUUAUGCCCCUUUUUCAACUUAACGAUUUUUGGUUAAGUUUUUGUAGGUAAGGUGGUAUCUCUGUUACCACUAAUGAAUGAAUUGAAAUUCUCACACUUGUUCACUGACAUGAUCUAGAAUGCACUGCACAAUUUACGAUAACUUUAAUUUGCAUCUUUUACAACGUUAUGCCCUUUUUUGAACUUCACUUUUUUAUUAUUUUUUUUUACAUACCAGGUAAGCUGGUAUCUCAGUAGACGCUAGUUGGAAUGGAUUGAAACUUCACUCACCUGUUCACUAUGAUAAUUUGACAUGCGCUGCACAGGUACUAUUACUCUUUUCUGCAAUCUCAUAAGUUAGGCCCCUUUUUGGACUCAUUUUUUCAUUCAUUUAACAUUUUUAAUGACAAGACUUUUAAAUAGUCGAGCAUUGCGGUCCUCAGACAGCUGUUGUUGAAUUAUCUCCGUUAUUGUACAGAACCUGCGGACAGAACCUUUCGUGCCACUGGAGGGAGUUAAAUGGUUUAUCAAUAAAUGGUAACGACUAUAAUGUCUGCUUUCUCGAUUACUGUCUUAAUCCCUGUUCUGCCAUAAAAACAGCAGCAGGGGAUAUAGCUCUCUUUCAAGACUGCUCUUGUCAAAUGUUUGCUUUAGUUGUAUUUAGUCUGUGAAAUAAUCUUAAGCACAGGCAGUCUAUUAUCUGUUCAUACAAAAUGUACUUACUGUAAAGUUUGCUUAAACUGGAAUUUGUUUAUCCGGUAGAAUAUUUGUAGCCAUCAUAUGAAACAUACACUGCUGCUUAGAAUAAUGACAGAAAGCAGUACCUUAGAUGAGUAAAUUUUUCUGUGCUUGUUUAGCUAAACAGGACAAAAAACAGUUUCAAAGCUAGUAACUUUCCUUUGAAUGUAAAGCUAAAGGACACAGAAACCAGUUCUGGGGAGAGUUAGGUAUUUUGUGCUUGUAAAGCUAAAUUAAAUGGAAAACAGUUCUGUAUUGAGUAACUUUCCUCAGCUAAAAUGUGUUGUGUUUUCAGUUAUUAUUGUCAGUAGUGUACAUAGGGCUAUGUAUGUAAAUGUUACCAUUUUUGUGAGUACUCAUUUCUGCAAAUAUAAACUGUUAGCAAACAUAAUUUUGCAGAAGCGUUGUGUCAUAGAGAAAAAUCUUACAUUGACUUAACAUUAUUAUAAAUAUUCUGAUUGGUUAUAUUGUGAUGUGUGUAACUGAAUGGCAAUAAUAUAACAGUAAUGUUUAACACAUUUCCUGUAAAUAACAGCUCUCAUACUUUGAACAUGACUGUUUUACAGAUAACGUUAUGUAUGUUGCCAUCAUAUUGCAAAAUAUACAAAUAAACAAGGAGACUGCGA
Molecule: messenger RNA, 10978 nt
Organism: Mercenaria mercenaria
Lineage: Eukaryota; Metazoa; Mollusca; Bivalvia; Venerida; Veneridae
Exons: 7
Coding region: 421-1014 (197 amino acids)
Biological process (GO): epidermal growth factor receptor signaling pathway
Molecular function (GO): epidermal growth factor receptor binding; receptor ligand activity
Source: RefSeq, a predicted model, not a curated record